AUGGAGGAGAAUCAUAUUCAAGUAGCCAGUUCAAUAAAUGGUUGUCAACAUGAGAAAUUUACCAGAGUUCUUCCACUCGACGUCAUCGCCAUGGAUAAAAAUAAAGCAGAAAAAUGGACAUAUCUGAUAAAUGACUUUUUUGACAUAUUAGAAUUAACAAAAAAGACAAAUCAUCGAAAUUUUUAUCAUUCUAAUAUCCUAAAAUUAGCUGAUAAAUGGGGGAAAGACUUUGUCGACGUGUUUGGAUACGAAGCUGUUACCCCCUAUAUUCAUAUUUUCUCCUCGCACAUCGGUGAAUUCUACAAAAUGUAUUAUGAUCUGAAUAAAUAUUCAUUACAGGGUGUGGAAAAAAUGAAUGAUGUUCUUACAACGGAUUAUUUCCGAUCCACGAAUAAAAAAGGCAAAUAUUUGAAACAGAUAAUUCGUAACAGACUCAUUCAAGUAUUAUUAGGUUUUGAAAAAUCUGACAUGAAAACUAUUCUUUAUGAAUUCGAAAAAGAACAAAUAAAAACGGACACUGUAGAAGACGAAUAUUUAACUGAUAACGAUGACGAAGAUGAGGUGAUUACAUACUUUAAGAAAAACUGGUAUCGCAUGGAAGAAGAACAUGAGUUUGAAGACUUGUAA
Messenger RNA from Didymodactylos carnosus, 627 nucleotides. The record is from the annotation of a GenBank genome assembly. Lineage: Eukaryota; Metazoa; Rotifera; Eurotatoria; Philodinida; Philodinidae.